CAAUUGAUAUGGAAAUAUAAAUGCUCAGUAAUGAAAAUAUACCAUUCUCUAAUUUUUUAAUCAAGGCAACUGAAGUAUUAAAAGGUAGCUUAGUUUAAGGGUCAUAUGAUAUCAAUUGUAUUUUGAUAGCUUAAGGAGUUUGGUGUUGAUAUUAAGCUUUCCCUUCUUUACUAUAAUUAUUUCCAGGAGCUUGCUUCACUAGGCCGAUUUGCAUCUUAUAGUUUAUGGCAUUUACAUGAAAUGCUGAUUCUCCUUUUUAGUUUGCACAGUUGUAUCAUUUGAGAACACAUGUCUGUUGUUUUAUCUCAGUUUGGUGCAAGAUUAUGAUUUUGAGCCAUCAUAGGCUGCAUAAGGGGACCAUGUUUGUUUACAUGGCACUGAUAUUUUUUAAAUUUUUUUAGUAGGAACUAUUAACUAAGGUCUGUGCUGGUUGUGCAUAUCAGACAGUUAGACCAGAUUUAAAUAUGUUAGUAGUGCAUGACUUAUAUGUGACUAUUUUAAACUUCAUUUUAGCUUAUCUCAUCCAUUCUUAAUUCUUCUGCCUAUUAUAAUCAUGUCACACUGUUGUUACUGACUUAUUUUUAAUAGUUCAGCUUUAGAUUAAUGAUUGUCUUUAUGCUCAUUUGUUGUUGAAUAUUUCAUACAAGUUUGCCUUUAAGCUAUAUGCCUUUUGAGUGUUGAUUAUUAGAAUAUGUUGAUACUAUCCUUUUGAGUAUUGAUUACUAGGAUAUGAUACUACUCUCGGAGAGAAAUGGAAAACCUGUUUCUGAUUCUAUUAUUUAUUCUAAUGCUACAAAUUUAGCAAACUCAUACUUAUAGGGUACAGUAAAUCAGUUAGACUCAGUACCUAUGAAUAUUGAGUUAUCCCAACAAAACACCUAACAUAACACAUUCAAUAGAAUCCAGAACAAAAUGCUAAAGUUCACUUAAUCUAGCAUUCUCUGGAGGCUUAGUUUGCCAGUGAUGACACAAAGCAACACGGAAACAUUAGAUAAAACCCCUACUAAUUUGAGAGUUUCGAGUCUAAGGAAUUCAAGUACUUGGUUUCUCCCAAUCAAUACAGUCCCAAAAAAAACUCCAACUAAUUUUUCCUUCAAUUUCCCUAUUUAUUCAAUAAUUUCCUAAUAGUAGCUGCUGACUAAUAUAAUAGCUACUGCCUAAUAACACAAUAACCGCUAUCAUAUCCACCAUUAGGGUUUUAGUAAUAAAUUCUUCAAUUUAUCUUAAAAUGUUGUCAAUUUUAAGAUUAUAGUUUCAAUCCAAACUCUUUUAAGGGUAAUGUUCUAUUCUUCAUUUUGUUAUGUUCUUGCUCACAAACAAUUGUUUUGUUUUUCUUCCUACUUUUAAUUUAGUUAUGUUCUUUUUUGCUAAGUUUGCUUAAGUUUUAUUGCUCUACACUUUAGGUUCUUUAACUAUUAUGUAUGAUAAUAUCAUGGUCUCUAUAAUCUUGUGUAUUUUUUAUUUUAUUUUUGAGUAUUUAUGUAUACUUUGUACUGUGUACACUGAAUUUUAGUCUUUGCAAUAACGGCUAUCCUUAUAUCUCUAUACCGGUAUAUUAUUUUAGGAGAUCUUUGCUACAGAACACUAUCCGAGAUGAACAACACAACUAUUUCCUUUAGCAAAGUGAUUACCUGGUUCCACCAUAUUUGAAAUGCUUUUAAUCCUCAGUUGAACAAAGAUCACUCUUGAUAUCGAAUAAUUACAAUAUUGUCUUAUUGUCAUAGUUUUGAAUGCUGGAUUCCAUCUGGUUGAACUAAAUCACCUCCUAUAAACUGCCAUAAAAUAAAAUCAGUCAAAAUUAAUAGGAUUCAAACCAUUAAAUGUGGCAAACCUCUAAACUUAUAAAAGUGUGGUCAUCUUGUUUUGCAAGUUGCAACUUAAAUACGCCUACCUGCAAUCCAAAAACAAAACAAAAGAAACACUCUUAUCAGAAAUCUUCCCAUGAAGGGCCUGUUACUAGCAACUUUUUGAUAGACUAACAUAUAACUUUCUGUAGCUGCUAUUUGCUUGUAUCUUUGCUGGUACCAGGACUUGUAAACAGAAGAGGCAUUGGAGUAAGAUUAAGUUGUUUUGUGGACCCAAUAUGGUAUUUUUCAAAUUGUAACCAGUGUUGCCCAAUGGCAUCUGUUGAAUGUUUUUGCCAUUGCUUGCAAACUUCGUUGAAGUCAUGGCUGAAUGGCUUUUACAUUUGUGUGUUUGUCAGAGGGAAGUAAACCUUUCUUCGUCUUAUGUACCCUGCCUUAGGUAACUUCCAUUAACACUAACUCCACACACUUUCCCUUUGUUUUCUGUGGCAUAAUAUAUUUGACACUAUGUUAUCAAACUCGGCUGUUAUCUCGGCACGACCGUGCUGUUCCGACACAGACGUGUGACUUGGCUGGAACGAUCGCGAUAAUGGGAUUGGAUACGGGACGAUUCCGCUCCGGCCACAUCAGUUUAUAUAUGACAUUUACCCUUAAAUUUUUAAGGAUAGCAAGUGCUUUCUGCAAUCCUGCUGAUGUUGAAGCAUUUACUGAGGAGAAAAAACAGUCUCUUGUGAAACGUCAAGGAAAGGGUGCUGACUUUGUUCGUGCUGUUAAGGAGAUUGUUGAUAGCUAUGAAAAAUUAAAAAAAGAGAGACAACUUGGUGAAGCUAACUAUGGCGACAAUGUUGCUGAUGCAAAUGUUUCAAAGCCAAUCAACUCGUACGGCAAUGAUCAGAAAGAUGCUCCUUAUUUAUCACCCACUUUACCCAUGAAAUCUUCAAAUUCAGCUGUUGACAGACAUGACUUAUGUCCAGUUGAAGUUGACUCAGCUGCUGUGUCGAAAGAUGAAUGUCAUGAUAAGGAGCUCACUGAUAAUGGUUCUUCUGUACAAUCGCCUAAGCCCAUUACUUACUCUUCUCGAAAGAGAUCUGCUGGCGAAUUAUGCCCACAGGGCUUCAUAACAGAUAAACAUAUGCCAGUACGAAGGAAUAGAAGAAGCUCAUCACGGGGCCAAAACGUUAUGUUUCCCUGUAAUAACAGUGGAAAAAAUUCUGGCAGCCAAUUAACCAAUGCAGCACAGGGUGCAUCUGUACGAAGGAAUAAACGUCUUAGGAAAUCACCCGAUCUUGCUGGCUGUAAUGAUUUUGAUUCAUCUGCUUUGGUCUUGAAUGAUAGCAUGGAGGACAAAGGCAACAACUCUGAAAUUCUUACAAAUGAUUCUGAUGAAUUUAGCCUGAAUGAGGAUAGUGCAAUGGAUUCAAAUUUUAAACACACAGGAACUAUUGAAUGCCCUGAAGAAGAUGAGCUGAAUAAAGGCCUUGAUCUUAAAAUAAAGGGUGUGGUCAAUAAGAAGAAAAGAAACCCCAACAGGAAGAGGGCAACCAAUGAUUCUUCCAAGCCAACCAUUGAUUCUUCCAAGCCAACCAUUGAUUCUAUUUUCACGAUUGAGGAGGAACUUGGUUUGAGGAAUUCCAGUCAAAGCUCCCUUAAUAUUUGCGGAAAUUUUGAAGAAAGAUGCUUUGAGCAAGAUGGAGACGAACACCUGCCCCUUGUGAAACGAGCAAGAGUCAGAAUGGGUAAAUCAUCUUCCACAGAGGGAGAACUCAAUAGCAUUCUACAUGCUCCAGGGAAAAGCUGUAAGGAAGAUAUUAGCCCACCAUCCCAGAUGGUAGAUUCCUCAAAUCGUGAAAAUGAAAGCAAUGCUCCAGGGAAAAGCUGUAAGGAAGAUAUUAGCCCACCAUCCCAGUUGAUAGAUUCCUCAUAUCGGGAAAAUGGAAGCAAUGCUCCAGGGAAAAGCUGUAAGGAAGAUAUUAGCCCACCAUGCCAGAUGAUAGAUUCCUCGAAUCCUGAAAAUGGAAGCAAUGCUCCAGGGAAAAGCUGUAAGGAAGAUAUUAGCCCACCAUCCCAUAUGAUUGAUUCCUCAAAUCGUGAAAAUGGAAGCUCUCUUGAUGCAGCAGGCUCAUCUGUCCUGGUUGGAACUGUGGAAAAUAUUUCUCCUUCAAAGAAUUUUGCAUCACGUUUUGAAAAUCAAAUUUGUAAUAAUAAGAAAGAUCAAACAUUCUGCUCUGUGGAUUGCGAAGCUGCUUUACCUCCAUCUAAACGCCUUCAUCGAGCUUUAGAAGCCAUGUCAGCUAAUGCUGCGGAAGAAGGUCAGGCUCGUACAGAAUCAUCAGCCUCCAGAAUGACUUCAAUUGGCACAUGUUGUAUAUCUGCUAUCAAGACAAGCCCAAAUAUGACUAUUAAUGAUCAUGAAGGUGGUGAUUUAGAGCUGCAAAAGUUAAAUGCCUGUGAUGGUGGUUCUUCUCAUAUCAUUGUGCAUAGUUUUCCUGCUAAUUCUAAUCAAGUGGAUAAGCUGUCAACCAAUUUCCAACCACAAGAAACUGGCACAGAUGUUCUCCCAAGUGCUGCAGAUAAAGUUGAAGAACUCAGUGGUUUUGUGGUUUGUCAUACUGCUAAUGCGGAUUCGGAAAUUCAGGUUCAUAGGGAAAUUUCUCCAGUUAUUGAUUCAAAAUGUUAUGAAGUUGAAAGCAAUCAAGAUUCACCUGACCUGUCAUUACCACCAACUAGUGAAGACAAUAUUAUAACGUCAAAUCUUUCAAAUACAACAUCUGAUGUAUCUGAGCACAAUGGAAUAAGCCUUCUUUCCGUGGCCGAUGUGAUGAAGAAAGAAAUUAUUACCCCUCAAAAUGAUAUUGAUCUGCCUCGGAAUGAGGUUGCUAUUUCUGAGGAUACGAAGUGCCUGACGCCAGUAGUUGUGGAUGCUGACAGAGCAAAUGAGAUGAGUGAGGUCAUAAAAGAGGUAAAAUGUCAAGGACCCGAGGAGGAUUUGAAUUCUGUUUCAACUUCUGACUGUCUGGGUCAAAAGGUUAUUUCAGGCAUUCGGUCAAGUCCAUCCCUGACAGAUGGGGGAGAUUGCCUUCCACAAGGAUCACCUCCAAACACGUCAAUUUGCAAUGUAUCCACAUCAGACAGUAGUAAUAUGCUUCACAAUGGAAGUUGUAGUCCUGAUGUACAUUUACACCAGAAACAAACUUUUUCUGGUCCUGUUGAUGAAAAUAAGUAUGGAUCUGAGGCAACUCAACACUCAAGAUCAACGGGCAAGUCAACUGAAGCGGGUCGGGCUGCUUUGCUUUAUUUUGAAGCAAUGCUUGGAACAUUGAAAAGGACAAAGGAAAGUAUCGGCCGAGCAACACGUAUAGCUAUUGACUGUGCAAAGUUUGGCAUUGCAGCUAAGGUCAUGGAAAUUCUUGCCCACAAUCUUGAAAAUGAAUCAAGUUUGCAUCGGAGGGUAGAUUUGUUUUUUCUUGUUGACUCUAUUGCACAGUUUUCUAGAGGUUUAAAAGGUGAUGUUUGUUUAGUUUAUUCCUCCGCUAUCCAAGCAGUCCUCCCUCGACUAUUAUCUGCUGCUGUUCCUCCUGGUAAUGCUGCACAAGAGAACCGUAGGCAAUGUCUUAAGGUUUUAAGGUUGUGGUUGGAGAGAAAAAUCCUACCAGAACCCAUGGUUCGCCACCAUAUCCGGGAAUUGGAUUUGUAUAGUUCAAUUUCUGCAGGGGUCUUUUCACGAAGAUCAUUAAAAACAGAGAGGGCUAUGGAUGACCCUAUAAGAGAAAUGGAGGGUAUGCAUGUUGACGAAUAUGGAAGCAACUCAAGUUUGCAGCUACCUGGAUUUUGCAUGCCCCGAAUGCUUAAAGAUGAAGAUGAAGAUGAAGAUGAAGAUGACAAUGAAGGGAGUGAUUCUGAUGGAGGGAAUUUUGAGGCUGUCACACCUGAGCAUAUUUCUGAAGUACAUGAAAUGACUUCUACGAUUGAUAAACACAGGCAUAUCUUAGAAGAUGUUGAUGGUGAGCUUGAAAUGGAAGAUGUAGCUCCCACUUGUGAUGUUGAAAUGAAUUCAUUUUGCAAUGUUGAAAGAGGAAAUGCCACACAGUUUGAGAAGAAUAUCUCCCUGACCUCUGCCCCUCUACCUCAGCUUGUGCAUCAAUCUUCCCCACCACCACCAUCGGCCCCACCACCACCAUCGGCCCCACCACCUCCACCUCCACCCCCACCACCUCCUCCUCCCCCGCCACCCCUUCCUAUGCCACACCUUGUUUCAUCUACCUCCGAUCCAUGUCGUACUGUAUUUAAUUCAAGAGGUCAUGCAGAAUCACAGUGUGUGGAAGACAACCCACUUCACCCUAUGGCUCAGCCAUCGGCUGCACCAAGGAGUAACCAUCCUAGUAGUGAUGCAGUACACUAUCAUGUCCCAGAAUAUAGAGAAGUGCACAUGCCAGAGUCUACUUGCUCUUUCAACAGUUUCCCUGUACCACCAGUAAAUUAUCAACAUUCUGAUGGUGUUGGUUCGCAUAAUAGAGGAUAUUCUAUAAGGCCACCAUGUCAUGUACCGUCGAAUCAAUUUUCUUUUGUUCACGAGGAACAUCAUGUGAGACAUCGAAGGGAGGUUCCACCACCACCACCACCACCUCCUUACUCCAACAGGCAACACUUUGUGGAGAACUUGGAGAGAGAGCACUUCUAUAAUAAUAAUCAUGAAAGAUUAAAACCACCUCCAUAUGAUUACCGAGAGAGAUGGGAUGUACCCCCACCUUAUCCUGGUCCUAGAUAUCAGGACGAAGAUAUGCCUUCCCCAUAUGGGUGUCAUCCAUGUGAACCACCUAGAGUACCAGGUCAUGGGUGGAGAUUUCCUCCCCGGUCAAUGAAUCACAGGAACGACAUGCCAUUUAGACCACCCUAUGAAGAUUCAAUUCCAGUUACGAACAGAGGUCCAAACUUUUGGCGGCCUAGGUGAUAGUAACCAAGGAUCCGAAUUUGGUAUAAUGGUCUUUUUAGACCCGAACUCUGGCUUUGUUUAGGAGGUAUUUAUGGUCUAUCAUUCUGUACAUGCAGGACUCCUUUAAGGAGGAUUCAACAUAUUCUGCACAUGACAUGUGAAUGUAUCAUUAGAUUUGUUGUAUAUAUGUAUUUAAGCCUGUUCUGCAGAAUGCAGGGCAGGAAGAGUCAUUGUAGAGUUGUGGGAGAGGUGUAACUUUAACUUAGGUGGUGUCAAAAUUUUUCCCUUCUAAAAUUUUAUAAUUUAUUUUAUGAUAUCUCGUACAGAGUUUAGAUCAGUAUAUAUAUAAAUUUCAGUGAAUAUUUCCUGGAAUUGUUUUUAA
This is a messenger RNA of Vicia villosa (hairy vetch), 7117 nucleotides long. Its product is annotated as protein HUA2-LIKE 2. Gene Ontology annotation, cellular component: nucleus. Gene Ontology annotation, molecular function: transcription coregulator activity; double-stranded DNA binding. Lineage: Eukaryota; Viridiplantae; Streptophyta; Magnoliopsida; Fabales; Fabaceae. Gene Ontology annotation, biological process: regulation of transcription by RNA polymerase II. The coding region runs from base 2395 to 6753 and encodes 1452 amino acids. The record is from RefSeq and is a predicted model, not a curated record. The transcript has 11 exons.